Plasmodium gallinaceum is the source of this 1410-nucleotide messenger RNA. Its product is annotated as rRNA processing WD-repeat protein, putative. Lineage: Eukaryota; Apicomplexa; Aconoidasida; Haemosporida; Plasmodiidae. Gene Ontology annotation, biological process: rRNA processing. The transcript has 3 exons. Gene Ontology annotation, molecular function: protein binding. The coding region runs from base 1 to 1410 and encodes 469 amino acids. Gene Ontology annotation, cellular component: nucleus. The record is from RefSeq and is a predicted model, not a curated record.
AUGAUUAAUAAAAAGUUAAAUAUAAGGAAAAAAAAAAAUAUAAGUAAUGUUGAUAUAAAAGAAAAAAAGAAAGUGAAAAUAAAAGAAGUUAAGAUAAAUGAUAUAGUGAGUUGUAUAGCAUGUUUAUCUAAAGACAAAAAAAUAUUAAAUAAAAAUAAAGAGGAUAUUUUAAGUAAUGUAUCUGAAGAAUCAGAUUCAUCUUCCUGCAAAAAUGAUAUAAAAAAAAAAAAGAAGAAAAAAUGUGAAAAUGUAAGCUUUGAUAAAUAUGAUACAUUAGAUAAUAUAUUUAAUGAUGAAAAGAAAAGUAAAAAAAUAAUUUUUGAAGAUUCAAUUAUAUCUAAUGAUAAAAAAUAUAUAUAUGAAGAUGAAUUAAAUAUAAGUAAAAAUGACGCUUUAAUUUUAAAUGGGAAGAUAUAUAAAGAUGUAGGAACAUUAGAAAUUCAUCUUUUCAAUUAUAAUGAUGAUAUAUUUAAUAUUUAUGAUGAUGUUAUAAUUGAUAAUUAUCCGUUAUGUUUAGAAAUAAUAAAUAACUGCUAUUAUCAAAAUAAGAACAUCGUAGCUAUAGGUACAUUAAAUUCAGAUAUAGGAUUAUGGGAUAUAAAUAAUAUUGAUACUUUAGAACCAUUAAGUUAUUUAGGAAAUAGUCAUGAAGAUAUAAAAAAGGAAGAAAAAAAGAAAAAAAUGCAGAAGAAAGAAAAAAAAGAAAAAAAAAAAAAUUAUGAAAAUAAUUUACGUGGUCAUACUGAUUGUGUAACCUGCUUAAACUCUUCCACUUUAAUAAAUAAUUUAUUAUGUAGUGGAUCAAAAGAUUCCACAGUAAAAUUAUGGGAUUUAAGUAAUCUUUCUCCUUUACACACUUUUACUUUUCACAAAAAAAAAAUUAAUAAUGUUGCUUUUCAUACAAAAGAAAAAAAUAUUUUAUUUUCAACAUCCUCUGAUAAAACAUUAAAAAUUUAUGAUAUAAGAAAAAAUACAUUUGGUUUAAAUAUUAAUUUAACAAGUACACCUGAAUCUACUAUAUGGAGUAAAUACGAGGAACAUGUUAUAUUUUUAUCAGAUGUUAAUGGCUAUAUUAACAAAAUAGACAUUAGAAAUAUUAAAUCUUCUAAUAUGAUUGAAAAUAGUAUAUUAAAAUUCAAAGCAUUUGAUAAAUCGUGUGUUUCACUUUUAAGUACAUAUUACAAAGAUUUAACUUUAGCUGGUUCAGAAGAUGGUAUUAUUAAAGCUUAUGAUUUUAGUAAAGUUAGCGAAAACGAACCAUUUUGUGUUUUUACAAAAAAUAUUAAAAAGAAUUUAUUUUAUAUGAAAGAUAAUGAGGAUUGGCCCAAUGUAAUAUUUUUGGGAAGUGAUAAAUUAUAUGAUUGGGAUUUAAAAUCAUGUGAAGAAAUAUAUAAACAUUUCAAUUUAUGA